AUGGUUAUUGACAACCGCGCCCUCCCCGUCCCCGGCGGAUACAAUGCGUCGUACGAGCUCCUCCUCCUCGUCUUCGUGCAAGCCAUGUUGAGCGGCACGCGCCUCAGCACCAUGUCCCUCGGGUACGGCGACAACUCGAGCCCGCGGCAAGAGCUCGUGCGCCUAGCCCAAGACGUCGCCGAGGGCAAGGGAAGCGCGGCCGUCCUCGCCAAGCUCCAGCGCCGGCAGGCAGCGCACUACAACUGCAUCGAGGGGCUGGGUAUCUUCUGUGCUGCGGUGGUCGCCGGAAACACCGCCGGUCUCGAGGCAUGGUACAUGAACACGAUCGUGUGCUUGUACGUCCUCCUCCGUACGGUCUACGUCGUGCUGUACGUCAAGACGACAGGGCGCUGGAGCAUCCUCCGCUCCGCCACGUGGAUCAUGUGCAAUGCCUGCUGGAUCGUGACCGUCUUCCGGGCCGGGCACGCGAUGAACGAGGCGCGCCGGGGAUAG
This is a messenger RNA of Cutaneotrichosporon oleaginosum, 492 nucleotides long. RefSeq lists its product as uncharacterized. Gene Ontology annotation, cellular component: membrane. The record is from RefSeq and is a predicted model, not a curated record. NCBI's taxonomy places the organism in Eukaryota, Fungi, Basidiomycota, Tremellomycetes, Trichosporonales, Trichosporonaceae.